AUGACCCCAGAUCCUGAUAAGAGACAGAUCAGUUUUCCUAAACUUAAAUACCCAAUAACUAGAGAUAUUGAACCAAGAACCGCCCAGCAAUGGUUAGCGGGUAAACAAAUUCAAGAUGGUGCUGAAGGGCUGUGGCGCAUUCACGAUGAUAUUUACGAUUUGACUGACUUUGUUUCCUCUCAUCCCGGUGGUUCCCAAUGGCUUGAAUUUACUAAGGGCACGGAUAUUACGGAAGCCUUUGAAACACACCACAUAAACAGCGGAGUAGCUGAAGCGCUUUUACCGAAAUAUUUUAUUAAAAAAGCGACAACAUCCAGAAACUCACCUUUUACAUUCAAAGAAAAUGGUUUUUACAAAACUUUGAAAGCAAAAGUAGCUGUAGUAUUAAAAGAUAUACCCAAGGACAUUAGGAAAAAAAGCGAUAAUGUUACCGAUUUGCUUUUAAUAUGUUUUAUAACCGCGAGUCCACUGUGUUGUUGGCUUUGGUCAAAGAAUUUAAUGUACGGAGCAGCCUCUACGUUGUUUCUUGGCAUGUUGCUGAGUUCACUUACUAUUUCUGCCCACAACUAUUUUCAUAGGUCAGAUAGUUGGCGAAUGUACCUUUACAACUUUAGUGGAUUUUCAUACUCUGAUUGGAGAAUAUCUCACGCAAUGUCCCACCAUCUCCAUACGAAUACAGCGAAUGAUAUUGAAUUAAGUAUGUUGGAACCAUUUCUAUUAUAUCUACCAAGAUCAGACAAACCUCUAUGGGCACAGAUGGGGGCAUUUUAUUAUCCUGUCAUUUUUGUGUUUUUGUCUUUAGGUGAAAUGUUAAGAAACACAGUGCUUGGCUUGCUAAAUAUUAGUGGCAAAAAACUAUUCUGGGAUAACCUGAUACCAUUUAUGACACCAAUAUGGAUGUGGUGGGGCAGUGGUUUAUCCCUACCCUGGGCGAUUGUCGUGUGGCUCGCAACGAUGAUGUCGUGCAGUUUCUUUUUUACGGUGUUCGGCCUAACUGCUGGGCAUCAUAGUCAUACCAACUUCUUCGAAGGAGAUGUACCUCGGGAAGAAUUUAUUGAUUGGGGCAUUCAUCAACUGGACACGAUAGUUGAGAGGGUCGAGUAUGCGGGAAACCAUUUUAAAAGUCUCACUCGUUUCGGCGACCACGCGCUCCAUCACCUAUUUCCAACACUCGACCACGCAGAACUGAAAUUUCUAUAUCCUACUCUAAUAGAACACUGUGAAAAAUACGAAACACAACUUCGAAUGAACACAUUCUACACAGCUUUAAUAAGUAAAAGCAAACAAUUGAUUCGGAAACGUCCAAACAAUUUUAGAAAUAAAAAGCCAGCUGUAAGUGAUAAAUUACACAUAUAAGCAAAGGAGAAACAUCGUCUAUCAAGGUUUUUUUAAAAACAUAUCUCUUGGCACUUUUACUUACAUAUAUGUUGAUUUACCACGAUUAUCAUCAUUUUGAAACUCGAUAUUUCGGCGACGUUGCAAACGACAUGGUCACUGGACUGGUUACUGUAGCCAAUUUUAAAAAUGACGAAUAUAAAAAAGUAAAAAAGUAGUACGACCGUACUAUCAUAUGUGGUCACAUUACUAGCUUGAAUUUGAUCAAUACAAUCUCCAUUUGAUAUCAUUAUGAUAUACAUAUUUGUCAUAUUUCUAAAAGUUCUCAGUUAGAUAGCAACUUUUUAUUUUCAAUUUGUGUAAAUAUGUAUCAAAAGUGUAAACUUUUAUUUUAAUUCUAGUAUAAUUUAUUUUGAUUUUCUUGUGUUUAGUCCAAUCAAAGUAUCAUUCCUCGAUAGAUAAUUGUAAAUAGAUGUAAAAUAUCAAACGUGAUGGAUUAAAUAAAUAAAUAAAUAAAUAAAGUGUAUAACAUAUUUAUAUAUUUACAAUUUACAACUUAAAACCUAAAUACUUACAGAUAGUUGCGUUAUAAAUUGUCCGUGUGGAAUGGUGCCAAGAAUCCUGGCAGCAUUUUCUAGUUGAAUCGCUAUGCCGAUUCUCUGGACAAAAAUGCAACAGCCCUCUUGUAACCAGUGGAAGCAAUAACAACUGUAAAUAAUUUUUAAUGUGUAUUUUAUAUUUAUUUUUUAAAAAAUAAAGCGAUAUUAUAGGGUUGUGUAUAGAAAGUAGUAACUUAUAUAAUGUCAAAUUUAUUUUAUAAAUUUUAGUAAGAGUGUCAUGAUGGCUGUGGGAUUUUGUUAUUAAAUUAUUUAAAUAAA
Melitaea cinxia (Glanville fritillary) is the source of this 2213-nucleotide messenger RNA. RefSeq names its product cytochrome b5-related protein-like. Gene Ontology annotation, biological process: lipid metabolic process. Gene Ontology annotation, cellular component: mitochondrion. Gene Ontology annotation, molecular function: heme binding. The transcript has 6 exons. Lineage: Eukaryota; Metazoa; Arthropoda; Insecta; Lepidoptera; Nymphalidae. Bases 1 to 1356 code for a protein of 451 amino acids. The record is from RefSeq and is a predicted model, not a curated record.